CAGAGAAUGGCCAAAAUAGUGAGCGAGAAAAGAAAGAACAAAAAGGGGGGAAAUUGCAGAGAGCGAAGCUGAAGCAGAAGAUGGACACGAGGAGCGCAAGCGAGAAACAACAGCGAUCCCAACGCCAACCGUAAAGAAAAUCAUCCUGCGGAUUUCAGAACCAAUUUCUGGAGAAAGAGAGAGAGCUAGCGUGUGGUAGAUAGAGCCGAAGGUGCUCGGGCAGGGGAUGAUUACGAUGAAAUUGCCGCCCUUCUUCGCCAUCUUACUGUGUACAUCGCCGUUUUGGGGCAAUGCGCCGGUGACGGAGGCGAUAUGGUUGAAUCUCCCGCCGUCGGGGACGAAAUGCGUCUCCGAGGAACUCCACAACAACGUCGUCGUUCUCGCCGACUACGUCGUCGUUUCCGAUGACCAUUCCAGCGCCCCCACCAUCUCCGUCAAGGUGUCAUCUCCAUAUGGGAACAACCUCCAUCACAAGGAGAAUGCUACCCAUGGUCAAUUUGCAUUUACGACUCAGGAGGCUGGCAAUUAUCUUGCAUGUUUCUGGGCAGAUGCGCAUAAUCCAAGUAAGGCAGAUGUGAGUGUUAACCUUGACUGGAAAACAGGAAUUGCAGCAAAGGAUUGGGAAACAGUUGCCAGAAAGGAGAAAAUUGAGAUCCACUUGAAAACCAUAUUCCCUGUUGUUUGUUCCACAUCUAUCCUUUUCCUAUUCUCACACUUGGCUAUCAUCCAAAUACAGGGUGUUGAACUUGAGUUGAAGAAACUCGAAGGAGCAGUGGAAGCUAUCCAUGAGAACUUACUUUAUCUCAAGAGCAGGGAAUCGGAGAUGAGGAUUGUGAGUGAGAAAACGAACUCUAGAGUAGCUUGGUUCAGUAUUAUGUCAUUGGGUGUCUGCAUCAGUGUUUCGGUUCUCCAACUUUGGCACCUGAAGCGAUUCUUCCAGAAAAAGAAGCUCAUCUAAACCUCUUUUACAGGUUAGGUGCCUAAGCUUGGGUAAAGGGCGGAAAAGAAAGUUUUGAAAGGCUUCCAAAGUCUAUUUUCCCCAAAUGUUGCCAAACAAAUUUUGCAAAGUUCAUCGUAGCUAGAGACUUGUUUCCGCUUGAUUGAGCUAACCUUAACUAAUCCCUUAUCGAUCCACAAUCCAUGCACAUCAAUUAUUACUCACUAGGGUUUGGUUAUUUGCGGGUGGAUCGAUGUUGUAUCGUGAAUUAACCACCAACGUAUCAUCCCAACAUAAGAGUGGUAUCAAUCUACAUGGUUUUUCCAUUGAGUAAAUUUUGGAUUUUGUAGAUAAUUAUACAUAUUGUUUGUAAUAUUUAUUUUAUGGUUGUCUCUAGUAUAUCGUAUUUCCAAUCAUAAUCAAGAUUAGGCCAAUUCAUGUAUAAAUAUUAAAUAGUCAUCGGUCCCUUUGAGA
Messenger RNA from Linum tenue, 1411 nucleotides. The record is from the annotation of a GenBank genome assembly. NCBI's taxonomy places the organism in Eukaryota, Viridiplantae, Streptophyta, Magnoliopsida, Malpighiales, Linaceae.